GCAGUCUGCACAUCACCCAGCGCAUGAGAAGGAAUGAUGACUCCAUGAGGGAACUUCUUUUCAAUCACUCAUUCACUCAGUCAUGUCUCAUGAUGCUCCCAGCCAAUAAUGUGCCAUUCACCUAGACUGGGAUUUACCCUGUGAAAGGGAGAGAUAGAACAUGAGUCCUAAACAUAACCUCAGGCUCUUUCUUUUGCAUCAUUUUUGGUGUAUUUAUAUGUAGAACCCUGAGCAUUGGGCACAUGCACUGUUAAACCCUCUUUGCUAGAUCCAAGAGCUGCAGCUGUGUGUUGGACUCUGAUAUUUUCUCAUCGUCAUCAUGGCUUCAGUUUGGAAGAGACUGCAACGUGUUGGGAAACAUGCAUCCAAGUUCCAGUUUGUGGCCUCUUACCAGGAGCUGAUGGUCGAGUGCACCAAGAAAUGGCAGCCAGAUAAACUAGUGGUGGUUUGGACAAGAAGAAGCCGAAGGAAAUCUUCUAAGGCCCAUAGCUGGCAACCUGGAAUCAAAAAUCCAUACCGUGGUGUGGUGGUGUGGCCUGUUCCUGAAAACAUUGAAAUCACUGUGACACUUUUUAAGGAUCCCCAUGCUGAAGAAUUUGAAGACAAAGAGUGGACAUUUGUCAUAGAGAAUGAAUCACCUUCUGGACGCAGAAAAGCACUUGCCACCAGCAGCAUCAACAUGAAGCAAUAUGCAAGCCCCAUGCCUACACAGACAGAUGUCAAGUUAAAAUUCAAGCCUUUGUCUAAGAAAGUUGUAUCUGCUACCCUUCAGUUCUCAUUAUCGUGUAUUUUCCUGAGGGAAGGAAAAGCUACAGAUGAAGACAUGCAAAGCCUGGCUAGUUUGAUGAGUAUGAAGCAAGCCGACAUUGGAAAUUUAGAUGAUUUUGAGGAAGACAAUGAAGAAGAUGAAGAGAACAGAGUGAAUCAGGAGGAAAAGGCUGCAAAAAUUACAGAGCUUAUCAACAAGCUUAAUUUUUUGGAUGAAGAGGAGCAAGACUUGGCCAAUUCCAGUUCGAAUCCAUUUGAAGAUCCUGAUGCAGCAGAAUUAAACCCAUUUGAAGAUCCUGAUGCAGAAGACCACGAUACUGAAACAGCUUCAUCUUCAAAACCAGAAGACUCUCACUAUAGCGAUAAUUCUAAUCCCUUUAAAGAGGAAGGUGCUCCAGAGUACUUGAACCCAUUUGAUGAGCCAGAUCCUGAACCUGAAAUGUUUGUAACUGUCAAAGAUUAUCCUCCACAACCUGCAAAAAGGAAAAAUGUAAGACCGGUGGACAUGAGUAAAUACCUCUAUGCAGAUACUACUAAAACUGAAGAGGAAGAGUUAGAUGAAUCAAAUCCAUUUUAUGAACCAAAACCAAGCCCUGCUUUAAAUAAUCAAGUUACUACACUGCAAGAAGCAGAAAAGAUGAAAAGAAAGGCUCCUGCACCACCAGUCUUCUCACCAAAGACAGAGACAGGAAUGAGUGAGAAUGUGUCAGCUGUUCCUGCAGUGAAGGAGCUUUCUUCUUCUCCUAAGCCAAGCCCAGUACCAAGUCCUGUUUUGGGGAGAAAGCCAAAUGCUAGUCAGUCACUGCUUGUAUGGUGCAAAGAAGUUACAAAAAACUAUAGGGGAGUGAAAAUCACCAAUUUUACUACAUCAUGGAGAAAUGGUUUAUCUUUCUGUGCAAUAUUACACCACUUUAGGCCAGAUUUAAUUGACUACAAGUCCCUGAAUCCUCAAGAUAUUAAAGAGAACAACAAAAAGGCAUAUGAUGGGUUUGCCAAUAUAGGAAUAUCCCGAUUGCUGGAACCUUCUGACAUGGUUUUGUUAGCAAUUCCUGACAAACUGACCGUUAUGACUUAUCUCUAUCAAAUAAGGGCACAUUUCAGUGGCCAAGAACUAAAUGUGGUUCAGAUAGAGGAGAACAGUAGUAAAAGCACGUAUAAAGUAGGUAACUAUGAAACGGACACAAACAGUUCUGUUGAUCAGGAAAAGUUCUAUGCAGAGCUUAAUGAUCUGAACCGAGAGCCUGAACUGCACCAGCCUGAAAGUGGUUUGGCAGACUUCGUUUCGCAGGAUGACUCUGUAUUUGUAAAUGACAGUGGUGUUGGAGAAUCAGAAAGUGAGCAUCAGACACCUGAUGACCAUUUAAGCCCAAGCACAACUGCCCCUUCUUCUCGCAGGACUAGAAGUGACACUGAUCCACAAAAAUCCCAGCAGAGCUCUGGAGGGACUUCUGGAUCUGAAGAGGCCAGGAAAUGUGGCAGUGCAGAUACAGAACAGGCACAGCCUUUGCUGGGAAGGAAGAAACUGCUGAAAGUCGACACUUUGGACUUGAGUGACUUGCCACAUGGCAGUGAUCAAAAAAAGGAUGAAUCUCCAACCGUUGUUUGUGAAGACGCUGACAAGAAAAGACACCAGAGUUCACACAGUCCCAUUAGUUUCUCAGAGCAAGAAAAGCUGCGACAUACAGGAUCCACAGAGAGCAGGAGAUCAGAUCCUGGCUCACCUGUCCAAAAAACAAGUUUAUCUCCCGCUUCUAAAGUUGGAUACUCUUAUAACAAGGAUGCAGAUCUUACAAAGAAAAAACAUGCUUCUCUGAAGCCAAUAGAGACCGAUUCUGACACUGACACCAGAACGGUUAUAAAUCACGCAGAUCAAACUGCAAAAACUGCACAGCAACGAAUGUUGUCCAGACAAGAAGAACUUAAAGAACGAGCAAGAGUUCUUCUUGAGCAAGCAAGAAGAGAUGCAGCUUUAAAGGCAGGGAAUAAACAGAUAACCAGUACUAUCACCCCAGCCCACGCUAAGCAGCUGAGCGAUCAGCAAGAUGAAGAGCGACGUCGGCAGCUGAGAGAGAGAGCUCGUCAACUAAUAGCAGAAGCUCGAUCUGGAGUGAAGAUGUCAGAACUUCCUGCCUACACUGAAAUGGCUGCAGAAAAGUUGAAAGAAAGGUCAAAGGCGUCUGGAGCAGAACAAAACAGUAAGUUGGUGGAUUUGAAGCUGAAGAAGCUCCUAGAAGCUCAGCCACAGGUGGCAAAUUCACUCUCCAGUGCGGCUCAGAAAGCUGUAACUGAUAGCUCAGAGCAAGACAUUAAGAAUGGAACAGAAGAACAUCGUGCUGAGCGAUUACAAAAAGCAACAGAACGUUUUAGAAAUCCUGUUGUGUUCAGCAAGGACUCUACAGUCAGGAAAACUCAGCUCCAGUCUUUCAGUCAAUAUGUUGAGAACCGACCAGAGAUGAAAAGGCAAAGAUCAAUACAGGAAGAUACAAAGAGAGGAAAUGAGGAGAAGGCAGCGAUAACUGAAACUCAGAGGAAGCCAUCAGAAGAUGAAGUGCUUAAUAAAGGGUUCAAAGACACCAGUCAGUAUGUUGUAGGAGAAUUGGCAGCACUAGAGAAUGAGCAAAAGCAAAUUGACACCCGUGCCGCGCUGGUGGAGAAGCGCCUUCGCUAUCUCAUGGACACAGGAAGGUACACAGAAGAAGAAGAAGCUAUGAUGCAGGAAUGGUUCAUGUUGGUUAAUAAGAAAAAUGCCUUAAUAAGAAGAAUGAAUCAGCUUUCUCUUCUGGAAAAAGAACAUGACCUAGAAAGGCGGUACGAACUGCUGAACCGAGAGUUAAGAGCAAUGCUUGCUAUCGAAGAUUGGCAAAAGAAUGAAGCCCAGAAAAGGCGAGAGCAGCUUUUGCUGGAUGAACUUGUUAUUCUCGUUAAUAAACGUGAUGCCCUGGUCAGAGAUUUGGACGCCCAAGAAAAACAGGCCGAAGAAGAAGAUGAACAUUUGGAAAGAACUCUUGAACAAAACAAAGGCAAGAUGGCCAAGAAAGAAGAGAAAUGUGUCCUUCAGUGACUGGCCUUCCUGGAGCAGAUGCAGUUGCAUUUUGUAGUCCAGACCUUUCUUACAUUUUUAAAAUACUGACCCCAAGACUGAAAAAAACAAUAUUACAAUUCAAUAGUUCAAAAAAAUUAAAACUUUUGCCCUUUUGUUAGGCCAGCUCUAUACUGCAUUGUUUUCUGGAUUUGUUAUUUUUUUUUUUCCACUCAAGCAAUAUUAUUCCAAACUAGCUUUGUAUUAUGAUUUAUUUGUGAGCUUAGUCAUCAUGUUGAAAUUCUGUUAAAUACAUUUGCACAGAAACAUUGUUGUGGUGAUGAUAUCAGAAAUGUUUAAGAGGAAAAAAAUAUGUCUGUCUGGAUUUCUUUAGCUGGAGGAGGAAUGAAUUUUGAAAUAAAUAUGUUUUUGUUGUCAUAGAAUUAUAGAGGGGAAAAUAGAAAACAAAAAUCAUUCUGAAUGGUUUCAUCUAGUCCUGCCAUAUGUAAUACUUAAUAUGCUAUCUAAAUUUUAUAGUUAGAUCAGAUUCAAUCCAGUUAUUAAAAUGUGCUAUAUUUACCAGUGUUUAUUUCAGCAGCAUUUUACAUUUUAUUGUAUGUAUAAUAUAAAUUAAGACUGUCUGAUUCGCUCAGAGACUAGUUCUUUAACAUAUGGUUUGAAAAAGAGCCUUGUGAUGUGAGAUGAGGCUAGUUGAAGUGCAUCAGUUUACAGAAACAUUUUGUCAUUAAAGGCUACGCCAUUUUUUAUAAUUAUUUAUUACAUCUAGUUUUGUUCCCGUCUCCAUUUUGUUGGACCUCUGCAUUGGCUCCAGGACGCUGUUCAUAUUUAUUCUGUACCUAUUAAAGUCUGUUCUGCCAUUGUGUGCAAACCCCCUCCCAAUUCAUGUUCCCUCCGCUUACAUCGCUCUCAUUUUUGUGACAACUGUUUAUUUAUUACAAGACUGAGUCAUAUAUAAAUUUUCAAUAAAAGCCGAA
Terrapene triunguis (Three-toed box turtle) is the source of this 4782-nucleotide messenger RNA. It is a transcript of the gene EHBP1, whose product is annotated as EH domain binding protein 1. Bases 320 to 3829 code for a protein of 1169 amino acids. Gene Ontology annotation, molecular function: protein binding. The transcript has 22 exons. Lineage: Eukaryota; Metazoa; Chordata; Testudines; Emydidae. The record is from RefSeq and is a predicted model, not a curated record.